AUGCGGUUUAUCAAAGUUGUGAUUAUAGAAGGUAAAGAUGGUGCUGGCGAGCAGACCUCAUCGACGGGUGGGUUUGCUGUGGAUGCGGAUCCAAGAGGGCGCGUAGCACAGCCGCAAGUUGAGUGGGGAGGGGCGAGCACAAGUGUGGAAUGGUCGGGCGCGGCGAUGAUCCAAGUGUACCACUAG
Penicillium odoratum is the source of this 186-nucleotide messenger RNA. RefSeq lists its product as uncharacterized. The record is from RefSeq and is a predicted model, not a curated record. Lineage: Eukaryota; Fungi; Ascomycota; Eurotiomycetes; Eurotiales; Aspergillaceae. The transcript has a single exon. The coding region runs from base 1 to 186 and encodes 61 amino acids.